UGUACUUGUCAAUUAUUUUGUUUCAGAAAAUUUGGUGAAAAAAUAUAGUGAAUUUAGCUUGUUGUGUGUGUGCACGUUAAAAGGUUAUGCAUGGUGUGGUGUUUUAAAACAUGGAGAAAUCCGAAGAAGAGCGUCGUGCGCUUGUAGCGCGCCGGGGCGCUAAAAAAGCAGCGCUAACGAGGAUUAAAAACAAAAUGGACUCGACCUACGUCAAUGACAUCGAGAUGUUGAAAUUGAUGAUAGAGAGGGCCCAGGAGGCAUUCGAUGGCUAUGAGCAGCUCACACUGGAUGUAGGAGACCAGGAGGAUCCCGAACCCAUCGAAACCACAUACUUCGAGUGUGUCGCCGCGAUGCGAAAUCGCAUCGUAGAGUUAUCUGGACCUGGACCCACCUCUUCAGACGCUAGAUCGGUAGCGCCAGCGACGCCCCACGUAUCUUCUAAAUUAAAAUUACCUAAUAUAGAGAUGCAAACUUUCUCAGAAAGUCGGGCACUUGCCCUAGAGAACAGUGAGGGACGGGGUGAUACAGCAAGCGGUGCUGCGAGUAAGGUAGCUGUAGCUAAGGCAGCUUCAUCAUCGUUUGUCACUACAAAACCAUCCCAGGACUGCCUAUACUGUGUGCCUGUUGUCGCAGCCUGAGGAGCUGCGCGAUCCUGAUGCCGCACCCAGCUUGGUACACACACAGUUUGGUUACAUUGUAGGAGGUGAUGUUCCAUCUUCUAUUCUUAAGCGACCUGCUGUCACUCUUUUCUGUCA
This is a messenger RNA of Leguminivora glycinivorella, 755 nucleotides long. RefSeq lists its product as uncharacterized. The transcript is spliced from 3 exons. NCBI's taxonomy places the organism in Eukaryota, Metazoa, Arthropoda, Insecta, Lepidoptera, Tortricidae. Bases 111 to 638 code for a protein of 175 amino acids. The record is from RefSeq and is a predicted model, not a curated record.